Molecule: messenger RNA, 966 nt
Organism: Odobenus rosmarus divergens (Pacific walrus)
Lineage: Eukaryota; Metazoa; Chordata; Mammalia; Carnivora; Odobenidae
Product: putative serine protease 47-like
Exons: 5
Coding region: 1-966 (321 amino acids)
Biological process (GO): proteolysis
Molecular function (GO): serine-type endopeptidase activity
Source: RefSeq, a predicted model, not a curated record
AUGGCAGGUGUUUUUGAAUGUGGUCUGGCCUUAUCUCUUGGGAGAGACUGGUCCUUCACUCUCAAGGCCAGUGAUACGCAAAUCCAAGGAGAGCAGGUUAGUUUGCUGCGGACGACGGGACACAGGGCAGCAAGAAAAGGGGUGCCUGUCCUCAUUGACCCCCUCUGGCUGGUUUCCACUGCCCACUGCUUUCUCAACAAAUCCCACGCACCAGCGGACUACCGGGUUCUGUUGGGAAGCACGCGGCUGUACCAGCACACCCAGCAUGCACAGGAGAUGUCCCUGAGCCGGAUUAUCGUGCACCCAGACUUUGAGAAGCGUCACCCCUUCGGGAGCGACAUAGUCAUGCUGCAGCUGCACCUGCCUGUGAACCUCACCUCCUACAUCGCCCCUGCCUGCCUCCCGAGCCCUGGCAUGCAGCUGUCCCCCAGCUUGUCCUGCUGGAUCACCGGCUGGGGGAUGCUCAGCGAGGACAAGCAUCUGCAUUCGCCCUUCCAUCUGCAGGAGGGUAAGGUGAGCCUCAUUGAGAACGAGUUCUGUAACGUCUUAUACAGACAAAGACUUAGCAACAGCAAGACCUACUCUGUGCAAGAGGAGAUGCUGUGUGCUGGGGACUUCUCGACGGGAAAGGCCAUCUGCCAAGGCGAUUCUGGGGGGCCCCUCAUCUGUGACCUCCCCACAGCCUGGGUUCUGGUGGGGCUGGCCAGCUGGGGCUUGGACUGCCGGCACCCUAUCUACCCCAGCGUCUUCACCAGGGUCGACUACUUCACUGACUGGAUCAACAAGAUCCAGAGGCUCACACCUCCCCCUGGUCCCACAUCUGCUCCUCAGACCGGGUUUCCAGACCAGACUCUGCAAGCUGUCAGCUCAUCUGGGCAUGGCCCAGCCCUUGUACCUCCCCAGACCUGGCUCCUGCUUGCAGUUUGUGCUCAGGGACCCACGGCAGGCCCUGCGGUGACCCACUGA